AUGGCAAUAUCUUUGACAACACUGUUAACACUUGUAACUAUAUUCCAACAGCUCCUCCAAAUUUCUGCUUCCGUCGACGAUGAGGGUGUGCAAUGUACUGGCUUGACAGCGGCUUUCAUGCGGCAGUCUUUGUACUGGGAGGAAGACGUCGUCUGUGGGCAGAAAGCGGGGCUCACCCCACCCGAGCCUAUUGGUGAAGACGCCACAACAACGCUCUACGUUGACGAUGAUGACGGCUGCGAUGGUAACGAAAUGGGUACAGUGUCCGACUGCAGAACCCCUACACGGUACAGGGAGUGGAUAACAACAGCGCCAGAAGAUGAGCUCUUCCGCGGGCAGCCCAGCGAGAAGCGCGGCUUGUGGGCCGGAGUGCCGCGUCGUCUCUCCGACUGGAAGGCCGUCGCCGAGUCUCCGGCACUGGCUGCAGCCGAGCGACAUCUGGCGGAUGCGUGCCACCUCGUGGAUCAUGCGGACCACCGGUACGCGGCGCUGGCGUCGAGAAUGCUCUUGUCUCUGCCGGCCGUCCGGGCAGCGCACGCGGCGUCGUGCAGCGCCUACGCUCUGUUCGCCGCAGACCUGCAGGCAGUCGAUGUCGGCGCCGACGCACACAGCGGUCUGCUCGCGACAAACGCCUCGCAAGCAGACGUCGACGCCUUCCUGGACACCAAGGCCGGCCUCUGGCUCGUCAUUCCACUGGAGUCUCCGGCGGAAUUUUACGUGGCAGCUGGAAGGCGCAGGCCACUGCAGGCACGAACGCUGAGGGCUGCCGUCGCCCACGCACCGCCCUUCGUCUUCAAGAGCCAGGACAAAUGGACAGGCGUGGAGGUGUUGCUGCUACAGACCAUGGCGCAGGCGCUCAGGGUCCCCCUGGAGUUCGUCGACGUCAGCGGCAGGAGCGGCUCGUCUGGGGACGCGGUGGUGUCGGCGGUGUCUUCUGGCGAGGCGCACGUGGGCGCCGCAGGGGUGUACCAGACGCCGGAGCGCCUGAGGGCCGCUGCCUUCACCACGCCGCACUCCGUAGACUGCGCCGUCUUCCUCUCGCUCGCCACAGCCGCCCUGCCCAGGUAUCGCGCCAUCCUGGGCCCCUUCGACUGGAGCGUGUGGCUGGCGCUCACAGUGAUCUACCUGCUGGCCAUCUUCCCACUGGCCUUCUCCAACACACACUCGCUGCGGCACCUGCUGGAGGACCCCUGGGAGCUGGAGAACAUGUUCUGGUACGUGUUCGGCACCUUCACCAACGCCUUCACCUUCACCGGCCGCCGCUGCUGGAGCAACUCAACCAAAACCGCCACCAGGAUGCUCAUUGGCUGGUACUGGGUGUUCAGCAUCAUCAUCACGGCGUGCUACACGGGCUCCAUCAUCGCCUUCGUGACGCUGCCAGUCUACCCCUCCCUGCUGGACACGUGCCAGCAGGCAGCCGACUGGCGGUUCACCGUCGGCACGCUGGGAGAGGGCGGCUGGGAGCGCUGGUUCCACAACUCGUCGGACGCGGCCAUGAACCGCGUGCUGGAGCGCGUCGAGCUGCUGCCCGACGUGCACUCGGCGCUGCUCAACGUCACCUCCAGCUGGCGUCGCUCCUACGCCUUCCUGGGGCCGAGGGCGCUGCUCGACUUCAUCAUCAGGACCAACUACAGCGUCAGAGUCCAAGGCAAGCGGUCUCUGCUGCACGUGGGCGAGGACUGCGUGGUGCCGUUCAGCGUGUCGCUGGCGCUGCCGCGGUCGGCGCCGUACGCCCCCGCGCUGGUGCAGCUGCUGCUGAGGGCGCAGCAGAGCGGCCUCGUCGCGCUCGCAGUCCGCGACGUCGAGUGGCAGCACGUGCGCUCCAGCUCCGGGCGCCUGCUCGCCGCGGUGACCGGCACUAUACUGAAGAGCCGCAGGGAUGAGGAACACAAGCUGUCGCUGGACGACGUGCAGGGGACGUUUCUGCUGCUGGGUGCGGGCUUCGCAAUGGGCGUGUUCGCGCUGGUGCUGGAGGGCGUGCACGCGUGCUGCCACCGGCUGCUCGGCAGCCACCGCAGCCCCCGACGCCCCCGCCCCCGCCCCCGCCCACGCUGCCCCACGUUGACGGUGACCAGCCCCCAGCCUGCCAGGAGCCUUUCUGCGGCCGACGCCUCGCCCUACUUGGCGUUCAGGAGGCGCGCUCCCGAGCUGCAGCGUCCGGGGCACCCGCUCAGAAUUGCCAAGGGCUGCCGGUCCGCGUAUCCGGACCUCUGCCGUCCCCCCGCUCCACCAGCAGCCAGUCCUCAGUAG
Molecule: messenger RNA, 2250 nt
Organism: Schistocerca gregaria
Lineage: Eukaryota; Metazoa; Arthropoda; Insecta; Orthoptera; Acrididae
Gene: Ir21a
Product: ionotropic receptor 21a
Exons: 11
Coding region: 1-2250 (749 amino acids)
Cellular component (GO): membrane
Molecular function (GO): ligand-gated monoatomic ion channel activity
Source: RefSeq, a predicted model, not a curated record